This is a messenger RNA of Eurytemora carolleeae, 768 nucleotides long. RefSeq names its product adhesion G protein-coupled receptor B3-like. The record is from RefSeq and is a predicted model, not a curated record. The coding region runs from base 34 to 768 and encodes 244 amino acids. NCBI's taxonomy places the organism in Eukaryota, Metazoa, Arthropoda, Copepoda, Calanoida, Temoridae. The transcript is spliced from 2 exons.
CUUGAAGCAGUUUAAGCCAGGACCUUGUCAAUCAUGUUUUAUGUUCUGCUCAGUUCUUUAUUCAUUAGUUCAACUUAUUCCUCUUACUGUCCAAGCUGUAGCUUAAGCUGUGGAACCUGUUCUCAACCUGAACCCUGUAUCUGGUCAACCUGGAGUUGGGGACCCUGUACAACUACCUGUGGAGAAGGGAUCCAGCAGGGAACCAGGAGUUUAAUACGAGGUGGAACUAGUUGUCCAGUAUCCUCUGUAUCCACGAGAUGGUGUUCUGCUCCUCCUUGUCCUAUCAACUGUAUCUGGGGAGAAUGGAUGUCUGGGCCCUGUUCUGUAUCCUGUGGUGUAGGGAGAAGGGUGAGAACAAGGGAUAGGAUAAGGAUAGCUGAUUACGGAGGGACAGAUUGUAUUGGAGAAUCCGUUCAGCUCAAUGAAGUUUGCAGCUUAGAACUGUGCCCCGUAGAUUGUGAGUGGAGUAGUUGGACAUGGAGCGGGUGCAGUACAACCUGCGGACCCGGAGAAAGGUUAGGAACCAGAAACGUUCUCAGAGAGAGACAAGGAGAAGGUAAAGAUUGUCUUGGAGAUCGAACAUCUCGAGAGGAUUGCUCCCAGAAAGAGUGUUGCAGCUGGGGAUCAUGGUCGGAGUGGUCCCAGCUCUCUGACGUGCUUGUUCUCUCUAGGGAUGGUUUAGGAGAUGAAGAGGUUGGAGUUGAGAGAAGGAUAUCUGGACAGGUCGGAGGAAGCCACUGUACUCAAACCAGAAACGAGGAAUGUUAG